Molecule: messenger RNA, 531 nt
Organism: Botrytis sinoallii
Lineage: Eukaryota; Fungi; Ascomycota; Leotiomycetes; Helotiales; Sclerotiniaceae
Exons: 3
Coding region: 1-531 (176 amino acids)
Source: RefSeq, a predicted model, not a curated record
AUGGUUUUCACGAUUCUUGUUUUCCUUGGCUUCACUCUAGCUCAGAUCAUUCUUCUCGUACCUCAUCCAGGUGAAAACUGGCUAGAGAUGUAUCAAGAGCCUCGAGAAAUGGCAGUUUUAAAAAUUAGUGUUCCAAUCUCAGUGACAAGUUUCAUUGUUGAUGUUUAUACUUUCAUCACACCAAUUGCAGGAGUCUCGGGGCUGAAGUUAAGUCGAAAGAGGAAGAUUGGAGUUCUCAUGAUUUUGAUUACGGGACUUUGCGCUUGUAUAGCAUCAUCACUGAGUAUCUACUACAAAACGCGCCUUACUACUAUUGAUUCAGCUUGGGACUCUAUUCCUGUUAUCAUUUGCGCAUUGGGUAGUGAGCCUGACGAGAAUUUGAGGAAGAAGGCAAGUGCAAACGGUAGGGAAAGAGAAGUUGAAAUGGGCGAGGACACCUUGUUUGAAAUAGAAAUGGGAGACCUCGGAAGGGGAAAAAAUCAAGUCAAGAUCAUUUCUGGAAAUAUGAAUGGUCAUACUGAUGUAACGUAG